Arabidopsis arenosa is the source of this 1768-nucleotide messenger RNA. Lineage: Eukaryota; Viridiplantae; Streptophyta; Magnoliopsida; Brassicales; Brassicaceae. The record is from the annotation of a GenBank genome assembly.
CCUAAUAAGAACCCGUCUUCUUCUUCCUCCUCUAGAAAGCUUGCAGCUUCUCUCUGGGAAUUUUAUCAGUAUUACGACAACGACUAUCAGAUUCAUUCUCCUGCUAUUACUAAAAUGCACAGAGCUCCCUUAGGUUCUGCUGGGCCCAGUAACAACCGUCGUCUCCGUCACGGCCAUGGAAAGGCGGCGGUUGUAGACAAUAAUGGUCUUGAGCUUACUGAUCACCAGCCAGAGAGUGCGGGAAGUAUAAGGAGACAGAUUGGUCAAAUGCUGAUGAAGCAUCAUCAUUUAACUGAAAGAAACGACCAUGCUUUGCAGCCGGUAUCUCCUACAAGCUACGAUAGCUCCCUCGAGGUGGCUCCAUAUAAUGCAGCAGUUUCUCCGGGAAGACGACGAGCUGGUGAGCCUAACUACAAUCUCAAGACAUCAACCGAACUUCUUAAAGUACUGAACCGAAUCUGGAGCCUCGAAGAGCAGCAUUCCGCUAAUAUCUCCUUGAUAAAAUCUUUAAAAACCGAGCUUGCUCAUUCACGUGCCCGGAUCAAAGAACUUCUCAGAUGCCAGCAGGCCGAUAGACGCGAUAUGGAUGAUUUAGUGAAGCAACUCGCGGGAGAAAAGCUGUCAAAAGAUAUAAAGGAACACGAACACGAUCGGUUAAGCUAUGCGGUUCAAUCGCUAGAAGAUGAGCGGAAACUGAGGAAACGUUCUGAGAGUUUGUAUAGGAAAUUGGCACAAGAGCUCUCGGAAGUGAAGUCAACUUUGUCUAACUGCGUUAAGGAGAUGGAGAGAGGGACUAAGUCAAAGAAGAUUCUGGAGAGAUUAUGUGAUGAAUUUGCAAAAGGGAUCAAGAGUUACGAAAGGGAGAUUCAUGGUUUAAAGCAGAAGUUGGAUAAGAAUUGGAAAGGUUGGGAUGAACACGAUCAGAUGGUUCUUUGUAUUGCGGAAUCAUGGCUUGAUGAAAGGAUUCAGAGUGGCAACGGAUCGGCUUUGGAGAAGCUCGAGUUUGAGAUAGAAACAUUUCUUAAGACUAAGCAGAACGCAGACUCUAAAGAAAUAGCAAGAAAUCGCCGGACUUCACUUGAGUCGGUUCCAUUUAACGCCAUGAGCGCUCCGAUUUGGGAAGUCGACCGUGAGGAGGAAGAAGAUUCUGGCGGAAGCGAUUCAAAUUGUUUUGAGCUCAAGAAACAUGGGAGUGAUGUUGCAAAGCCACGACUCGGCGAUAAAACUGAGAAACCAGAAUUAUCAAAAGCAGAUGUUGUGUCUGGUGAAAAACCGAGGAGACGGAAUCAAAGCCCGUCGAGUUUACAAGUGAAGUUCGAGGAUCAAAUGGCGUGGGCGAUGUCUUCUAAUGAGAAAAAGAAAGCUAGAGCCAUUGAAAUUGAGCCUGAGACGGAUAAAGGUGGUAAAGAAACGAACAAUGUGGUUGGGGAAAUGAUUAGAACUCAUCGGAGGUUAUUGUCGGAAACUAGGGAGAUCGAUGAAGCUUCUUGCAGUUACCCAUCAAGAAGUCGAGAGAGCCCGAUUCGUCAAUGGAAUACGAGAACCGUAACACCUGAUCUCAGUGGGCCACAAGGAGUAAAGGACAACACUUUGAAGGCUAAACUAAGCGAAGCGAGAACAAAGAGUUCGAGGCCACGAGUUCGGGUAUUCAAGGGGUGAGUUUCUGAUGUAAUCAUCUAUAUACGGAAGAGCCAUUGUUGGUGCAAUGGUCAGACUCGGAGAUGGAACAAGCUGAGAUGGUUGGCGGAAAUAGACAGGAACUUGAGAA